Messenger RNA from Sesamum indicum (sesame), 2162 nucleotides. Its product is annotated as P-loop containing nucleoside triphosphate hydrolases superfamily protein. Gene Ontology annotation, molecular function: ATP binding; RNA helicase activity; RNA binding. The record is from RefSeq and is a predicted model, not a curated record. Lineage: Eukaryota; Viridiplantae; Streptophyta; Magnoliopsida; Lamiales; Pedaliaceae.
UUUGUUCAGAUAAUCUGUUCUGCCUCCAUUCUAUCAUCAUCUCCUAAAGGUCUCUCUCUCUCACACACACACAGAAACACACACACAGAACACAGUGGCACACGCACUCUAAAGACUUGUUUUUGCUUUAGGAACACACAUAUGCGCUAUUUCAGUUUUUAUGAUAACUGCAUCUUGAAUUGUAGCUGUUUGAUAGAAUGCCUGAGUGAAGAAGCCCAGAAAUUGAUUCCACGCAGAUGAUGCUGCAGAAUUGAGUGUGCAAUUUGAUUUGCAAUUUCAACAACUUCUUUCACUUUUCAAGCCGACCAGUGGCAGUGAAGUGAACGGAGUUGAUUACUUUGUCGCUCAUUGAAUCGUCAGGACGCAAAAUGCCUGCUUUUGCUGCAACCAGGGUGCUGCUUCUUGUAGGUGAUACUUUAUCAUCACGAAAAUUUUGUGGAUUUUCGCGUGUAGUUCCAUUAUACAGCAGCGUGCGGUUUUUUGGUCGGGCUAAUGAGAGUGAGACUCUCACUCUCGCAAGUCUUGGUUUCAAGAGUGAAAUUGAGUCGACUCGGGGAAAUGACAAAAACAAACUUAAGCAUGGGACUUCCACCGUAGAGGUCCCUAAAAGAAGAGAAAAGAAAAUUAGCCCUAAAGAAACUAGUGCAUUUAAAAAGAAAGAGAGAGUUGAUAUAGAGGCAUUGGCCCCAUUUGCUGCGAAAUCUUUCUCCGAGCUUGGCCUUCCUCCCUUGUUAGUUGAAAGGUUAGAGGAGGAAGGCUAUAAAGUUCCAACAGAUGUUCAGGCUGCAGCAAUUCCCACUAUUCUUAAGGAUCAUGAUGUUGUCAUUCAGUCCUACACAGGUUCAGGAAAAACGCUAGCAUAUCUUCUUCCUAUUCUCUCUGAAAUUGGGCCACUCAAGAAGAAUGAUGAACCUAGGAACAAGAUGGAUGUAGAAGCAGUGGUUGUGGCCCCAUCAAGGGAGCUUGGGAUGCAGAUUGUGAGGGAAGUUGAAAAGCUACUUGGACCUGCAGAUAAGAGAUUGGUGCAACAACUUGUUGGAGGUGCGAACAAGUCAAGGCAGGAAGAGGCACUUAAAAAGAACAAGCCGGUAAUCGUCGUGGGCACACCUGGACGGAUUGCCGAAAUCAGUGCAGCAGGGAAGCUUCAUACGCAUAGCUGUCGGUAUUUGGUUUUAGAUGAGGUUGAUGAACUCCUUGCAUUUAAUUUUAGGGAGGAUAUGCAUCGCAUUCUGGAGCAUGUUGGUAGGAGAUCUGGUGCAAGUAAAAAUAUAAUGAAUGGUUCUAAAGCUAGGCGAACUGAACGUCAGACUAUAAUGGUUUCUGCAACAGUUCCAUUUUCAGUUAUUCGAGCGGCUAGGAGUUGGGGUUCUGAUCCACUUCUUGUCCAAGCCAAAAGCGUUGUCCCACUUGAAUCUGUCACUGCUCCUGAUCCUACUAGGCUGUCAGAAACACCAUCUCAUUCCGAUUCCGGUUCAAACUUGCAGAAUCAAGCCCCAGUUCAGAGCCUACCACCUUCUCUGACACACUAUUACUCUGUUACAAGGAUACAACACAAGGUGGACAUGUUGAGAAGAUGCAUACAUGCACUUGAUGCAAAAUGUGUCAUUGCUUUCAUGAACCAAACCAGACAGCUAAAAGAUGCCGUCUUCAAGUUAGAGGCUCGUGGAAUGAAAGCAGCAGAGCUACAUGGGGAUCUUGGCAAGCUUGCAAGAUCAACCAUCUUAAAAAGGUUCAGGAAUGGGGAUGUGAGGGUGUUAUUGACCAAUGAACUUUCUGCUAGAGGAUUAGAUAUACCAGAAUGUGAUCUUGUAGUUAAUCUGGGCUUGCCUACUGACUCAGUCCAUUAUGCACACCGAGCUGGACGAACAGGGCGGCUUGGCAGAAAAGGCUCUGUGGUCACCAUCUGCGAGGAGCCAGAAGUCUUUGUUGUGAAGAAGAUGCAGAAGCAGCUUGGGGUUGCUAUCCAGUCUUGCGAGUUUGCAGAGGGAAAACUUGUUGUUAAUGAAGACAAAAAACUGUAAAAGUUACUCGGUAGUUGAGUUCUUUAUUUUAUGAUAAUCUUGUGAUGAGGAGAACUUUUGAGCUUUCUUCUUCUUAGCUAGUCCUACUGUUUUUGAGUUUGAUUAUAUAAUUUCCUAUUAACAGUAUUUUAGAUACUUUCA